ACCGAGCUCCUUAGUAGGGUUUCUUAAGAUCUGCUACGCAAACGAUUGACACUGGUCACGAUAACAAUCAUCCCUCAUCCAUGUCUAGCCAGCCAAAAGUGUUCCUGAGUUUCAGAGGGCCGGACACACGGCGCCACUUUUCGGAUUUCCUCUACAACAUGUUGACCAAUGCUGGGAUUGGCGUCUUUAGAGACGAGGAAGGUCUGGAGGGAGGCAAAGAAAUUACACCCCAGCUGAUCCAACAGAUAAAGCAGUCCAAGAUCUCAAUACCGGUAAUCUCCAAGGAGUAUGCGUCCAGCAAGAGCUGCCUCGUGGAAUCGGAGCAAAUGGUGGAGUGCUUGGACAAGAAGAAUCACAUCAUCAUCCCCAUCUUCUACUACGUUGACCCGUCGGAUGUACGCUACUGCAAGGGUUCCUUCGAGAGUGCUUUCCUUAAGCACAAGAACCGUGGCACUAAUGACAGUCAGAUCAAUUCCUGGAAGUCUGCUCUCCAGCGGAUCGCAGAGUUGAGUGGACACCAUCUCCACGAAAAAAGUGAAAUGUAUCAUGCUGAAGCCACAAAGCAAAUUAUCCGUGAAGUUCAGCAGAUUCUGAAGACGAAGGACCUAAUUGUGAUGGCACCGUUAGUCGGAGUCGAUUCUCAUGUGCAGGAAAUAAUGGCAAAGCUGAAGUUUGACUGCGGCAAUGGGCGAGCAGUUAAAAUUGGAGACACAAGUGAAAUGGUGUUAAUAUAUGGCAUCCCCGGGGUUGGCAAGACGGUCCUGGCAAAAUGUGUUUAUAAUAAACUUCAUCGUCUGUAUGAUGCCUGUAGCUUUCUUGAAAAGAUCCAACAAGAAAUUGAAGAUAAGGGAAUCGUGUCUGUGCAAAACCAACUAAUCUCGGACCUCCAUAACAGAAAUGCCCCAGAAUUUAAAUAUUCUGAUGAUGCUCUGAACUAUAUGCAGAGCUGGUUUCACGCCAAGAAGGUCAUUCUCCUUGAUGACAUUAAGGAUCAUGAACAGCUCAGCGCAUUAGUCGGAGACCUUGAUUGGCAUGCUUUUGAAGAGGAUUCUCCCCCUGAGAAAUUCAAGGAGGAGUCAAUACGUAUUGCUGCUGCUACUCAUGGGCUUCCUUUAGCGCUCGAGGGCGUAGGUAAAUCUUUAUUAAAAAGAAACAACAAAAGAGCGUGGAAUCAAACACUGGCUACAUUGGAAGUAGCUCCUCAUGAGAGUGUCUGGAAAGCCUUCUCCAAGAGCUACGAAACCUUAAAAAGGAAUGAACAGGAGAUAUUUCUUGAUAUAGCAUGCUUUUUCAAUGGAAAGGACAAGAGAAUCCCCUAUUACAUGUGGGAUGACCGUAAUUAUAUGCCUGCUCUAUCGAUUCCCUCUCUUCAUGCCAGGUCUUUGGUAGAAAUUGGGGAAAAUAAAGAAAUAUGCAUGCGUGGGAUACUGAAGAAGUUUGGCCGGGAAAUUGUUGAGAGUGAAUACAAGAGAGAACCUUGCAAGCGCCGGAGGCUAUGCGACUGCGAAGAAGCGCUGGAUGUACUAAGAGGAGGGAAGGGUACUCUGUACGUUGAAGCCUUGAGGCUGAAGUUUGCGGGCCGGUCCAAAGGGAAUAUCAGUUUCGAAUGUGAUCAAAAUGAUGGUUUGCAGAACUCGAGGUUUCUCAAGCUGGAUCAAGCUGACAUUCGGGGAAACUUUGGGAAUCGCCUUUUCAGCUUAAGGUGGCUUGAUUGGCAACGGUGCCCUAAGAUUUUUGAUGACCAUUUAAUUCAGACUUGGCAAAACCUGGUGAUCCUUGAUUUGUCGGAGAGUCAGGUUGACAAAUACUGGAGUGGCUGGGAGCUGCUUGCGGUGGUAUGA
Messenger RNA from Rhodamnia argentea, 1841 nucleotides. RefSeq names its product disease resistance protein L6-like. Lineage: Eukaryota; Viridiplantae; Streptophyta; Magnoliopsida; Myrtales; Myrtaceae. The record is from RefSeq and is a predicted model, not a curated record. The coding region runs from base 81 to 1841 and encodes 586 amino acids. Gene Ontology annotation, molecular function: ADP binding. Gene Ontology annotation, biological process: signal transduction; defense response. The transcript is spliced from 4 exons.